GAGAGGGAGGGAGGGAGGGGGGCGCUUCUGUGUUUCCUCCCUUUUCUCCCCGGCUCUGGGUGCUACGUGAUUUCUUUGUCAAUGAAGCGCCUCUUCUCAGCUGCAAUAGCAUUCACAGCCCCAGAGCGCGAGCCUCAGAGCAAGCGGGAGCUGAAGCCCGAGCCUGAGCGCGAGUGAGAGGCCGGAGGGAAGGAGAGACAGUCUUGCCAGCCCACUCCCAGCUAGCAUCUGCCGCUGCCGCGGCCAGGAAGAGACCCAGCGGAGAGGUCCCCUGCCCUCCUUGCCCACAUCCCCCGGACAGAGUCCAGGUGUUCGCUGAGCGCCGGAGCGAGGGGGCUGAUUGGGCACGGGAGGCGGAUCCGGAGGCGCCUGAGGCAGAGGCAGCGUGGGAACCCCAGUUCGUUGCCGGCUAGGACGCAGCAGCGGCGGCAGCUGCUCGGGCGCCUGGAUGCCGCCCGCAGCCCCGGCGCGCUGAAGCUUUGGGCACUCCCGCAGCGGCGGCCACUCCAGCCUCGGAGCCAUGGCCCGAGAUGCCCCGUGAGCUGGCCGGCCCGGGGCGCGGACGUCGGGGGAGGAGGCGAGGCUUUGCUGCCCCGGCGCUUCCCGGAGGACGAGGACUGGGAGGUGGCGGCGGCGGCGGCAGCGGGCUGCAUUGAUGUGUUCGGUGCCCCCAUGGCUCCCCAAGGCCAGCGGGGCGCGGGCCCGGGGGCGCACGGGGCCAGCCGGGCCGCAGGUAGCCCCAGGCCGGCGGCCAGGGCUAUGCCGCCCACUCCUCCGCUGCCGCCGCCACCGCCUCCUCUGCUGCCGCCCCUGCUACUGCUUCUGCUGCUGCUCCUGGCGCUGGCCGAGCACGGCCGCGCGGCGGACCCCGGUACCAACCAUUCGUGGAUGAAUGUUACCCUAACCCCACACUCAUUUGCAAACCUUCGGCGAUCUACAUCAACAUCACCAACAUGGCCUUCUUGGGAAUUAAAGUCUUCCUCAAAUGUUGAUAGGCUCAAAGACCCCAUGAGACAUUUCCCUGAAAAUGCAAGCUUGCUUCAGAUAAUCAGAUCCACUCUGGCUCAUCCUCCCUCUAGAACUAGGUCUCAGACAGAUUUCUCUUCUGCCCUUUACCAAGGGAGUGGGCAUAGUGCACCCCUGGAUCCUCCCAAGGAGUUGGCCCAGGCUCUCGCCCAUCCAAGACUUCGAGAUUCGGAUGAAGUAGCUGACGUGUCAGGUUUGCCUCAACCCAACAUGUCUGUCCCAUUGUCCACAACACCAUCUGUGACAUUGUCGAGUGCUGUCCUAUCAUCUCAGCUAAUGCCAUUAGGACCACCUUCCAUUCCAAACCAGCACACACCAGGGUCAGACAUUGUCUCAGCUCUUCCAUCCCCAUCACUCUCUUCAUCUGUUCCUGGCUCACCUCAUACUAUCAUAUUUUCUAAACCUACUAAGCUACCAGUCAAAGUGCCUUCAUUCCCCCAGAGAGCUCCCCAUGAUUCUUCCCAUAGAAAAAGUACAGAUAAUCCCUUAGAUCCUCUUUCCAGUAAAACAAAUCACCCUCCAUCCAGAAAGGCCCAAGAAUUAACAGACAGACUCAGUCUGGAUUUUUCUGGAUCUACAACAGCACAGUAUUCUAGACUGGUCCCAAGUGAGAGACUGAACCUAGAAAGCCCAUCUACAUCUGUGUUUGUGAAUUCCAUGCCAGACAUACCCCAUCUGUCUUCCUCACCAGUUGCGCCUGGAAGUCUACCUUGGCUUCCAAGUCAAAUCCCCACAUUGUUGAAGUUCACAGAUGUGUCUUCUUCAGGCCCAGUCCACACUCAACCAUUCAAAUCAAGAGUGACUAAAAGGGCCCAUGGCAGUGUGUCCUGGCCGGCUUUUGAGAGUUCAUCAGAGAUGCCUGAAGUGGGGUCCAGACUUGUCCAAAGCAUAGAUGGAGGAACUGCUUCAAUGGAAAGGAGACACAGUCCAUCCAUCCAUGCUACAUUAAACAAGCCUGUUCAUUUGUCACCAGCUUCUGAGGAGGUGGGAGCAGUGUCCCAAUCUGUGAAACGUGGCCCUUCCUCUUUGGGGCCAGCCACUUUGUCUUUGGUCACUGUUGGUGAAGCAACUGCUACUCAUACCACUUCUUCAUCGGCAACAAAAAAUGAACCAACCUCUCUGUCUACAUCUGAUUUCCCAUGGCAGUCAUGGAGCAGGGCAUCUACUCUACUUGUGGCAGCAAAAAAUCCAACUUUUAAAGAAAAGGACAAGGAUGGGACUCUUGCAAACUUGUUCCUCAUGGAGUCAGGCCAGUCCUCUAUCCAAUAUUCUACAACUUCAAGUCUUCCCCCAGGAAAAGAAGGCAGCUUGAUGGGUGUUUUUAUGGAAAAUGAAAAAGCCAAUAUGGUGGUAUCUCCUCCUCAGGAGGCUACCAGCCAAUCCACUUUGAUUGAGACCACAUCAGAUUUGACCACCAAUCACAUUCCAGCUGCGAUCAUCACAGAACCACAAGCGAGUCUCACUCUCUCAGAGUUGCCUGUUCCUCCUAUCCCACCAACAGAGCAGUCAUUCAUGGCUUUGAGGUCUUCUCCCAUUGUGGAUGCUAAGUCUGAGAUCAUGGUGGCCCCUGCAAAUCCUGCUAGAAUCACCACAUCAGCCUCUAAGCAAGAGGCAGCAGUUCUUUCUUCAGCCCAUACUCUUCAUUCUUCUGUACCAGCAAAAACCCAAGGGUCAACAAGCACAGCUCUUUCCCAGAGUUUUCUUUCAGGAGAAACUGGGUCCCAUUUCUUAGAAUCAGCAAUUCCUGUCUUGGCUCACCAAAAAGAUUAUAGUUUAAAUGGACAUGAAAAAAGGCCCACAUCAUCAGUAACCCAUUCUGCCAAAGCCAGUGCUCUCCAUAGCCCAAAUUCUACUGCCAAAGUGAUACAUUCUCCAGAUGUCAGAGAUGCUUAUUUGCAUCCUACCUCUGCUAAGGAGUUCAGUGUUCAGCAUCCAUCCCUUAAUCUAAGCACAGGACAAGCCAUACACCAUUCCAGAGUUACUACAAUUGGAAACUCUACAGACUUUUGGCCCACAAACCAUAAAAACAUCACCCGUGACCCUGAAACAUCACUCAGACCACUCCUCGCUAUGCAGGAAGCUUUCACAACUAUCCGUCAACAUCUUUCACGUCUUCCCUCAAAAUCGCCUCCACUUUUGACAUCUCUUCCACCAGCCUUGUCAGAUUUAACUCCCCCCAUCAGCCUUCAGGAGAAGCUUCCCGGGGAAACAGAGACAAGAACCUCAUUUGCCAGUACUCGCCAUCCAUCGCCUAUGAUAAACACUUCUGUGCCAUUCCAGCGUGGCCAUAAGCCUUGGACAUUUUCUGCUGCUGUUCUUCCUACACUAACCCAUGCCUUAUUCAAGACAGCACCUAAAGUACCACUGACUUCUCCAGUCCCUGAGAAUUGGACUGUUGCAACUGCUCAUGCAAGUAGUUUGGUUCCUGGUUCCCAACGCUCAGCAUACUCUUCUGUGUCCCCUGAGGUGGUGCCAACUGUAGCAUCAACAUCAGCCACACGUUUUAUAGGAAAAUAUACUCUGUCCGCUUUGUCUGCAGCCUUAGUGUCCAAGGGGACUGAAAAUAAACUCUCUGUUCCCUCAGCAAUGGUAGCCAAGAGCACCUUGACCCCAGUGCUGGCUAAAAAUGGUACUCCCAUUGGAACACCAGGCUCCCAGAUGGUUGCAGGUACGAUCAAGACAGUCGAGACUCCCACAGUGCCCCCCUUUGCACCCAUGUCCCAGAGAACCACACAGGCAAAUGUGAUCACAGCUGCUGCAAGGUUGUCAACAACACAUUUCCCUGGUAAAUCUCAAGCCAUGCAAUCAGACUUCCACAAAUCGACCAACUCAGAAACUCCCAGAACCUCUACCGCCUUCCCGCUGACGAUCAUGGCGGCUUUGACAUCUAUUACUACAUCAGGAAAGGUGACUAAACUCCCUCCCUUACCUGUGGAAAACACAUCAACUGCUCUCCCAGUGGCUUCAACUACUGCAGUCACAACUGGCAAAACCACCUUGAAUCUAGAGUGCCAGAUGUCCAGGAAACUGAUGGUGAAGACAGUUCUCUUUCUAACCCAGAGGAAAUCGCAGAUCAGUGAUCCCCUGAAGCCUGACAUAGCCAAAGGACUCACACAAGCGCUGCAGAAAGCUUUCCGCCAGACUGAUAUCUAUGCACACGUGGAAAUUCUGGAACAUUCCCAUAAUGUGACAGUGGGUUAUUAUGUUACGAAGGGGAAACUGGUCUAUAUCCCUGCUGUGGUUGUUGAGACCCUGCUUGCUUAUGGCAUCAGCAAUGUCACUGCUGACUUGAAGCAGCAUCUAGCAAACCUUCAGUCAGUGGCAGUGCUGGCCUCACCAUGGAACCUCCAGCCAGCCUACGCCUUCCAGCUAAAGACAGUGCUGCAAUUUGUGGGGCAGUCUGACAACAUUCAGUCCUGCAAGUUUGCUCAGACCAUGGAGCAGAGACUACAGAAAGCAUUUCAGGAUGCAGAGAAAAAAGUUCUAAGUACCACUAGCAACCUGACUGUCGAGAUUUUGAACACGUCCAAUGCCUCCCAGGCGGUUACCUUGACUUACGCUGUUUGGAACCAGAGCACGCUCCUCAACGGCACCGUCUCCAGCAGCCUCCUGAGCCAGCUGUCGGCAGAGCUGGUUGGCUUCUAUCUCACUUACCCUCCCCUGACCAUCGCAGAGUCCUUGGAAUACCCCAACCUCGAUGUCUCAGAAACAACUAGAGAUUAUUGGGUGAUUACAGGUAAUUUGAGUUCUUUCUUCUUAUUGAUUUGGUCUGACAACUGCAUGUCUUUCAGUGGUGUGUUUGACCCUUUUUAUUCAUGUCUGACUUACUCAUCAGAGGUUCAUUCUCCUGGACUAAUUCACGUGUGUUCUUCCUUAGUGCCUGUGAGUGAUGAAGAGGAAGGAGUGGGUCUCUUUGACAGCACGGGCAAGGCAGUGGCUGAUCCAUUUGAUACUUCUUCGGGCUCUGUACAACUGAUCGCUAUCAAGCCAGCGGCACUGGCCCCUGCCCAUCCGGCGGUGUCCGAGCGGAGCCAGGAGUCCGCCAUCAUUAAUGGAGAGGUGAACAAGGCCUUGAAGCAGAAGUCUGACAUUGAACAUUACCGCAAUAAGCUACGCCUGAAGGCAAAGCGGAAGGGCUAUUAUGACCUCCCCCAGGUGGAGGCUAACAAGGGUCUGACGGAGAGAAAGAUGUACGAGAAAGCACCAAAGGACAUCAUCGACCAUGUCUUGGAUCCCGAGCCAGAGGCAUCCUCUCCCUUUGGCGAGCCGAAAAACAGGCAACAGAUGAAGAACUCUGUGUACCGAAGCCGGCAGUCUUUAAACAGCCCCAGUCCAGGGGAAACUGAGAUGGACCUCUUAGUGACACGGGAGAGACCCCGACGAGGAAUCCGUAACAGCGGCUAUGACACUGAACCUGAAAUCAUAGAAGAAACCAACAUCGACCGAGUGAACGAGACUCGAGGCUACCCAAGGUCCCGCCAGGUGAAAGGUCAUUCAGAGACAUCCACCCUCAGUUCUCAGCCGUCCAUCGAUGAAGUCAGGCAGCAGAUGCACAUGCUGCUGGAGGAAGCAUUCAGCUUGGCCUCUGCUGGCCAUGGUGGGCAGAGCAGGCAACAAGACACUUACGGUUCAGCCCAGCACUUCCCCUACUCUGAAGUAGUAACGAGUGCCCCUGGGACCAUGACCCGAUCAAGGGGUGGAAUGCAAUGGGUGCCUACCUACCGACCAGAAAUGUACCAGUACAGCCUGCCGAGGCCGGCCUACAGGUUCUCUCAGCUUCCUGAGAUGGUCAUGGGGUCUCCUCCACCUCCCGUUCCUCCUCGGACUGGUCCUGUGGCCGUUGCUUCUCUCAGACGGUCCACUUCUGACAUUGGCAGCAAGACCAGAAUGUCUGAGUCCAGUGGCCCUGAGCAAACCCAGCUGCAUGACGGCACCCCCUUUGCCCAGGUUUCCAGAGGUCCGGUCUCCGUCACUCCGUUGGACCAGUCUCCUUUAAAUUACUCAGGAAGCACGGUUCCAGCUGUGUUUGCCAUUCCAGCUGCAAAUAGACCUGGAUUCACGGGCUACUUCAUCCCCACACCACCGUCAUCCUACCGGAACCAGGCUUGGAUGUCAUACGCAGGAGAGAAUGAGUUACCAGGGCAGUGGGCAGAUUCGGUUCCACUCCCAGGUUACAUCGAAGCCUAUCCCCGGUCACGCUACCAACAGACAUCCCCUUCGAGACUCCCCCGGCAGUACAGCCAGCCCACCAACUUGCACCCAAGUCUGGAGCAGGCCCCCAUGGCCUCCACCGCAGCAUCUCAGCAGAGCCUGGCAGAGAACGACACUUCCGACGCUCCGCUGACCAACAUUUCCACGGCAGCCCUGGUGAAGGCUAUCCGGGAAGAGGUCGCCAAGCUGGCCAAAAAGCAAACAGACAUGUUUGAGUUCCAGGUCUAACACUUGGGAGUUCUCUACUCUUGUGGCCAUUGAAUUCUGAACCAUGGAGCCUGCAAAGAGACACGGACACAUGUCUACCGUCUGUUUUUCAGUCCACACUUGGGAGAAGAGGCGGUUUUCUACCCAACCCAUCACUUUGAGAAAAGCUGAACUCUGGGGUUUUUGCUAAAAACAUGGAGUAACUUCCUGAAUAGCAAAGCUUUGGAUCUGUCAAAGAUGUCUUGCCUGGUAACCGUGUUUGAUAUGCUGAUACCUUAAAUCCCUGGAGUAUGAUUGUAUGUCCUUAGAAGCCUUAGGCAUGAGAGAUGCUAUCUGGCCGAUCGCUCUUCAGUGCCAUAUUUCAUAAGUAAUCGGAGAGAGGACAAAACCCAGACCUGACUACCAGGACCUCUGCAUGCUUAAUCUGUAUUUCUAUGAUAAAACACUGAGGACGAACGCCAGACUGCGUUCUUUCUCAUUGGAACAAUAGCAAAAUUUAAAGAAACAAAAAUCAUCUCUAAACUUGGGAGAAGGAAAACCAAAUCAAAUCGAGUAACUUCGGCCCUUUUUAUUGCAAACUCAUGCUCAAACCCAAGCGAAAUUUCCAUCUCUGGUUCUCACCAAAUGAUCGCCCCUGUAAAUAGCCCCAACUCAGUUUCUCGUUAACCGUACAAUGGCCCGAAAGCAGAGAAGAUGGGGUGGGAGACUGAUUGUGAAGGCGUGAUUGGUGUCUGCCGAGUUCUGAAAGGCUCCUGUUGAGCAUCUGAAAAAGUGUUGGCAUUUGGGGAAUAGAAAUCAUUGUGAGUUAGACUGAAGAUCUAACAAAAAAAGAAGAAAAAGAAAAAGAAAAAGGAGAGAAAGAGAGAGAGAGAGAGAGAGGAUUGGUGCAAAGAGCUUUGGGGAAUUCUACCAAUGAAAGAUGGUUAUUUGAAUCUGUUUUCUUUGCCCUACAUUGAAAGUAGCCUGAGAACCAAGCACCUCUUUCUCUCUUUCUCUCUCUCGUGGAAUAAUAGGUACAUCCACUCUCACAAGGAAACCUCUGUUUAUCACGGAGCUGUCCAGCUCUCUCAAACAAUGCUGUUCAGUAAGUGCUGCCAGGUGUCUCCAAAUAAAACUGUGAUUGAUGUCUGUUCAGACUGGGACAUGUGAAUGCAGACUUUCAAAUUCCCAGCCGGUGUUUGUCGAAACUUUGGAAAAUGGACAACCUGUUGACUUUACGGUCCGAUGUAAAUCAAUGAAAACAAAUAUAUGAAUUUAACCAAAUCAGCUUGUUCAGUGGAAGCAGGGGCUUGAGGGGGUAGGGGAGGAGGGCUGGUAUUUACUCAGAUUGCAGACUGCUCACCGUGCUGGGCUUUAAUGUUGCUACUGGAAGGGAAUCUGACCUCUUGAGCUCAUUGUACAGGACACGUCAUCCCCCUGAGCUACUGAACAUGUCCAGAAUUCCUUUACCCCAAGUCAAAUCAAAUAAAGUAACAUCCUGACCUCGGGCAGUACUCUGGGUUCCUUCAUUGAGAAACCAACUUCAGUAGCUGAAGCCUCCGGUGUUGGGGAUGUCCUUGACACCCAUUGAAUGAUGUGCUAAUGGCCUCUCGUCAUCCCGUAAUCCAUUCAGCUACAGCCAUACCUACAUUCUUUAUCUGAGCCGAUCACCUCAUUCUCUGCCUGAGUUUCUUUGGUCUUUAACUGAGAUGAAAAGUCAAAGUUGGGUUAGCUUGGGGGGUCUGCCUAAAAUCUGAGAGAGGGGAAGGUUCAGGCUUUAAAGCACACACAGACUUUUCAAACCGAGCAGUUGUUUGUUUGGAAGACCAAGAGCCCACUUCGGAUAAUACGAGAGAUGGCGGGAGGAUCCCACAUGGCUCUCUUGGUCAGACCACCUAGAAUAGGGAGGAACCUUUUGGUAAUGUGCUCGAUUUUUCCAAAUGUUAGUGGUUUUUGUUAUUUUAAAAAAAUCCGAUAUAAAUAAAAUGUAUUUUUAUAAUGUCCAUGUGUAUAUACUGUAUAUUUCUACCAGGGGCCAAUUCGCUAUUGACUAAGAACUAAAGUCAACUUAUAAGGCGGCAAGACUUUCCUUGAACAAUUGUAAAAAGUCAUGUGUAAACUUCAUCUUAGCUAGGCAGUCAACUAACGUGAAUGCAAAAAAGAGCCAAAGAAACUCAGCCUUUCAUACAAAUAGGUGUUGGUCUGAUAGUCGGUUAAUUCUCCCAAGUCGCUUAUUAAUGCUAAUAUAUCAUCAGUGCUGCUCGGUCAAUCCAGAUGUGUUCGUCUCCAUCCAAGUGGUGUUUGCCUGGAAAUCCUGUAUGUCAAAUAGAAGCUUCAAGACAAUUGUGCAUCUUAAAUAUUUAUGCUUGGGGAUGAAAUCUCUGAGCUCUGGACAUGUUAGAGAUGAUAAUGAAUGCAUGUAAAAUUCAUGGACAUGUAAGUGAGGGUCCUCGGCCUUUACCUUACCACAAGUUUGAAUUUUUUUCAUAUAAUUUUUACAAAAAAAAAAACAACUGUAUCUCCCUGUUUCCCCAGGAAGAGUUAUUAAAUCUUUGAAGUCAAUUCUAGUCAAUUAUAUUUUUUUAAUCUAUUGGGAAAAUGCCAGCAUUCAUCCUAAGAAAGAUUCUAGUGUGUUCUCUCUUCCUACCUGUGUUCAGAAAGACUCUGUUAACUUGUACUCCUAAAUAUUAGUGCUGGGAAAGAGCCUCUGAAAUCAUCUCAAAUCGAGCCCCUACUCAUUUUACAGAUGAGGAAACUGAGACCCAGAGAGGAUAAGGUGAGUUACCUCGCCUGGGUCUACCAGUCAACAAGUAUUAAGUAGCUAUUAUGUGCCACUUACUCCUGUUUGCCUCAGUUCCCUCAACUGUAAAAUGAGCUGGGGAAGGAAAUGGGAAACCACUCCAGGAUCUUGGUGAAGAAAACCCCAAAUGAGAUCUAAGAGCAUCACUACGACUAUAAAACAAUUGAACAACCAUGAGUCAGGCACUGUGCUAGGCACUGGAGAUGCAAAGACAAAAUAAAAUAGUCCCAUUCUACAGGGGGGAAUGAUAUUUCACACAAAAGUAUAGGCAUAAAGUAAUCAAGGGAUGUUUGAUUUCUGAACCUCUGAUCAUCCUAUUUCUUUCUUCUUUUUUUCUUAAAAUAACCCUUACCUUCUAUCUUAGAAUCCAUUACUAAGUAUGAGUUCCAAGGCAGAAGAGCGGUAAGGGUUAGGCAAUUGGAAUUAAGUGACUUGACCAAGGUCACACAGGAAGCAUCUCAGGCUGGAUUUGAACCUAGGUCCUCCCAUCUCCAGUCCUGAUUCUAAUCUCCUGAGCCAUCUAGUUACCCCUGCCCCAUGCUUUCCAACCAUGUUUUUAUAACGUACAUCUAUACUUUUUUUUUUGAAGAUAAGAUCACAUCUUCUUAGAGUAUAUGGACAAUAUCUCCUUUAUUGACACUUCUGAAUUUGAUACAUUCUUACUGGACUCAGUGGCAUGAUAUAAAUGGGUUGCUCCAAACACAGUGAGUGCUCUGAGGUAGCGAAGAUUUCCUGAUUUUGAAAAGUAUAUUAUGGAACAGUUGGUUGACUGAAUGGAUAGAAAGCCAGGUCUGGAAACAGGUUGUCCUGGGUUCAAAUCUGGUCUCAGACACUUCCUAGCUAUGUGACCUUGGACAAGUCACUUAAUCCUAAUUGCCUAGCCCUUACCUCUCUUCUGCCUUGGAACUGAUAUUUAGUCUCAAUUCUAAGACAGAAGAUAAGGGUUUAAAAAAGAAAAGUAGAUUAGUAAAACAUUUGGGGGGUUCAGGAAGGGGAAAUUUAGCAAGUACAAUUUGUGGCACAUGAAAGCUUGUUAUCCCUUCACCAGAUGAUAUUUGAAAAAAGUUUAGGCUUUGUGCUUUGAUUCAGUAGAUCUUAUAUCCAAAAGAUGUUUCUACCCAACAUGGAUUGAUUCCAUGCCCCAGACUACCCACAGAAUCACAGUCACAAUGUUGGAAGGAAUCUCUGAGGUUAUCCAAACCAACCAAUCUCUGACCAAGAAUUCCCUCUACAAAAUCUGACUGCAGAUACUUCCCAGCUGUGUGACCUUGGGCCAGUCACAUAACUCCGAUUGCCUAGCCCUUAUCACUCUUCUGUCUACACUAAGGCAGAAAGUAAGGGUUUUUUUUUUAAUUUCCCUCUACACCACAAUCAACAAAUGGUCAUCAACCCUGUCUCCCAUGCCAAAAGAGCCCAUUCCACCUGGAGAUAGAUCUAAUUAUUAGGAAGUCUUUCCUUAUGCAAAACGAAAGGAAAGGAAUAUAGCAUCUACUGUUUUAAGUGUUUUAAAUAUCUCAUUUGAUCCUCAGAACCUUGAAAAAAAGGUGUUGUUGUUAAUAAAAAUAUUAAUGUUAUUAAAUCAUAUUUAUCAAAUGAGACAUUUGUAAAGCAUAGUAUCUGCCACCUAGUAAAUGAUAGUUAAAUGUACUUACUUAUUAAUUAUCCCCAUUUUACAGUUGAGGAACCUGAGGGAAAGAGAGGUUAAGUAAUUUGCCCAUAGUCACACACCUAGUGUCUAUGGUCAGAUUUGAACUCAGGUCUUCUUGACUCCAUGCCCACUGCUCUCUCCACUGGUCCCUUCCCUGCCACAUGAAGCCAGUCUGCUCCUACAACUUCCACUAAUUACUCUUGAAGGCUAGAAAUAAUCUCAUUCUGUGGCACAAGGAUCAAAAGUUAAACUCGGGGGCAGCUGGGUAGCUCAGUGGAUUGAGAGCUAGGCCUAGAGAUGGGAGGUCCUAGGUUCAAAUCUGGCCUCAGACACUUCCCAGCUGUGUGACCCUGGGCAAGUCACUUAACCCCCAUUGCCUAGCCCUUACCACUCUUCUGCCUUGGAGCCAAUACACAAUAUUGACUCCAAGAAGGAAGGUGAGGGUUUAUAAAAAAAAGUUAAGCUCUUAUAACCCCCAGUAGGUAAAACUGUCACAGCUGGAAUAGGAGUAGAAGGAAAUAUUUGAAACUUCAUCUCAACAAAACAAAGAAGGAAAUCUCUCAAAGUUCUUAAUCUAACCAUAUGAUCAAAACUAUUUGUAAUAAAAUAUUUUAAGUAAUUUAUCUAAUUUGUUCUCCUUCCAGUCUUCUUAUCCCUCUACAUCUGUCAGUGUAAUCAGUAUAUAUAGAUAUAUAGAUUAUGUAUAUAUAUCUAAUUCUAGAUCUUUUUCCUUCCAUUUGUAUUAUUUAAAGUCUUUCUUGAUUUCUGUAUAUUCUUCAUUUGUCAUAACUUAAUAGCAUGAUAAUAUCACAUUACAAUGAGUUUAGCCUUCUUAUAACCAUUAAAUAUGUUCUUUCCAAUUUUUUCAUUGCUCCAAAUAGAAUAGCUAUGAAGAUUUUGUGCAGUUUAUUGGAAUCAAAUGGGAUCAUGGGGUCAGAGAUUAUGAUAAAUUUUGCAUUUUACUAUGUGUUACCAGAAUGCUCUCCAAAAGAUUACAUCAAUUUACAAUUCUACCAACAAUGUAUGAGUGUGUCCAUUUUGUUUCUCUUAGUUUUGCUAAUUUGAUAAGUAUGACACAUUAAUUUGUAUUUAGUCCCGAGAGGACUUAAACAAAUUUCAAGUUAUCAAGAUAUAAUUUGUUUCAUCUUUUCUACAUUGAGUAUUCAUAUCCUUUAUGCUUUAUCUAUUAGAGAUUUCCUGAGUGUCUUAUAAAUGUAUAUCAAUUCUGUAGAGAUUUUGAAAGUCAAAUUUUUGAGAAUUAUAAAAUAAUAAGCAUUUAAUUACUAGCUACUAGGCGCCAAGUUCUGUGCUAAGGUCUAGAGAUAAAAAUUUUAACAAUA
Messenger RNA from Monodelphis domestica (gray short-tailed opossum), 12211 nucleotides. Lineage: Eukaryota; Metazoa; Chordata; Mammalia; Didelphimorphia; Didelphidae. The record is from RefSeq and is a predicted model, not a curated record.